Cloeon dipterum is the source of this 538-nucleotide messenger RNA. RefSeq names its product nematocyst expressed protein 4-like. The record is from RefSeq and is a predicted model, not a curated record. Bases 107 to 466 code for a protein of 119 amino acids. NCBI's taxonomy places the organism in Eukaryota, Metazoa, Arthropoda, Insecta, Ephemeroptera, Baetidae. The transcript is spliced from 2 exons.
UGCAGCUCUCCUUUCCACCAGGUACAACAUGCAGAUAAGACCCCGAAUAUAAAAACUGAGGACAACUCACUUCGCCACACUUGAGUGGAAUUCUACAGAUUUCGCAAUGCGGUGGCAAUUCAGAGUUGCCGUCAUUCUCGGCUUGUUGGCCCUUACUCUGGCCGGUCCCCUGAAAAAGAGGGUUCGUCAUGCAAGAUCCUCUGAAAAGACCUUCUUCCCCGAUUACUUUCUGCCGCCACCUGUUCCGGUUCCCGUACCUGGACCCCCGGUGGCUGUGCCUGUACCUGUGCCCGUUCCAGUACCAGGCCCUCCGGUACCCGUUCCGGUGCCACCACACUUCCCUUACCCACCACCACCUUUCCCUUACCCUCCACCACCUUUCCCUUACCCACCUCCAUUCUACUACGACGAAGCUGAUGGCAAGCCAGCGGAAAAAGAUUUUAACACCGAAAUCAAGGAAGAUUGAAGUUUCGAAAUUGCGAUUUCAAAUUGUGUUUGACGAUUACAAAUAAACAAUUGAUUGCUUUGUAAAAAAAAA